Messenger RNA from Mobula hypostoma (lesser devil ray), 3018 nucleotides. RefSeq names its product oocyte zinc finger protein XlCOF6-like. The record is from RefSeq and is a predicted model, not a curated record. Lineage: Eukaryota; Metazoa; Chordata; Chondrichthyes; Myliobatiformes; Myliobatidae. The transcript is spliced from 3 exons. The coding region runs from base 373 to 2994 and encodes 873 amino acids.
GCAGUACACGAUCGCCCUCAGGAUCACGGCUGCGGGAUCGGACGCAGGUUAAAAAUGACAAGGAAUUUGUCUUUGGAAAUCUUGGACACAGCACACCAGUUUUGCUGUCUCUGUCCAGAUAUUUAAGAAGUGGAGCAAGGGAACCACUCGAUCAUCCUUCCUGCUCAGACUGUGGGGAGGGGUUUACUCGAUCACCUGACUGACUGGCAUGCCUGUCACUUUACACAUGGGGAGAGGCCAUUCACUUGCUCAGACUGUUGGAAUGGAUUCCCUCGGUCAUCUCAUCUGAAGGUACAUCAAUAAGUUCACACUGGGCAGAGGCUGGUCAUCUGCUGAAUUUGUGGGGACGGAUUCACUUGGUCAUCUGGCCUCAUGGUUCACCACCGAGUUCACACUGGGGAGAGGCCGUUCACCUGCUCAGUCUGUGAGAAGAGAUUCACUCACUUUUCAGACCUUCAGAGACACCAGCGAGUCCACACUGGGGAGAAGCCAUUCACCUGCUCAGAAUGUGGGAAGGGAUUCACUCGGUCAUCCACCCUACAGAGUCACCAGCGAGUUCACACAGGGGAGAGGCCGUUUACCUGCUCAGUCUGUGGGAAGGGAUUCACUUUGUCAUCUCAGCUACUGAGACAUCAGUCAGUUCACACCAGGGAGUGGCCAUUCACCUGUUCAGACUGUGGGAAGGGAUUCACUCGGUCACCCGACCUGCAGGUGCACCAGCGAGUUCACACUGGAGAGAGGCCGUUUACCUGCUCAGUUUGUGGGAAGGGAUUCACUCGGUUACCCGACCUACAGAGUCAUCAGCGAGUUCACACUGGAGAGAAGCCAUUCAUCUGCUCAGAAUGUGGGAAGGGAUUCACUCAGUCAUCCAACCUACUGGCACACCAGUCAGUUCACACAGGGGAGAGGCCAUUCACCUGCUCAGAAUGUGGGAAGGGAUUCACUCAGUCAUCCCAACUACUAGCACACCAGUCAGUUCACAGUGGGGAGUGGCCGUUCACCUGCUCAGAAUGCGGGAAGGGAUUCAGUUGGUCAUCCCAAUUACUGGCACACCAGACAGUUCACACUGGGGAGAAGCUGUUCACCUGCUCAGUCUGUGGGAAGAGAUUCACUAGGUCAUCCUACUUACAGAGUCAUCAGCGCGUUCACACUGGGGAGAAGCCAUUCACCUGCUCAGAAUGUGGGAAGGGAUUCACUCAGUCAUCUGACCUACAGAGUCAUCAGCGAGUUCACACUGGGGAGAAGCCAUUCACCUGCUCAGUCUGUGGGAAGAGAUUCACUCGCUCAUCCCACCUAAAGAGUCAUCAGCGAGUUCACACUGGGGAGAAGCCAUUCACCUGCUUAGAAUGUGGGAAGCUAUUCACUCAGUCAUCCAGCCUACUGACACACCAGUCAGUUCACACAGGGGAGAGGCCGUUCACCUGCUCAGAAUGUGGGAAAGGAUUCAGUCAUUCAUCCAAGCUACUGGCACACCAGUCAGUUCACACUGGGGAGAAGCCGUUCACCUGCUCAGUCUGUGGGAAAAAAUUCACUCGGUCAUCCAACCUACAGAGUCAUCAGCGAGUUCACACUGGGGAGAAGCCAUUCACCUGCUCAGUCUGUGGGAAGAGAUUCACUCGGUCAUCCAACCUACAGAGUCAUCAGCGAGUUCACACUGGGGAGAAGCCAUUCACCUGCUCAGUCUGUGGGAAGAGAUUCACUCGGUCAUCCUACCUACAGAGUCAUCAGCGAGUUCACACUGGGGAGAUGCCGUUCACCUGCUCAGUAUGUGGGAAUGGAUUCACUCAGUCAUCUGACCUACAGAGUCAUCAGCGAGUUCACACUGGGGAGAAGCCAUUCACCUGCUCGGUCUGUGGGAAGAGAUUCACUCGGUCAUCCCACAUACAGAGUCAUCAGCGAGUUCACACUGGGGAGAAGCCGUUCAUCUGCUCAGAAUGUGGGAAGGGAUUCACUCAGUCAUCCAACCUACUGGUACACCAGUCAGUUCACACAGGGGAGAGGCCUUUCACCUGCACAGACUGUGGGAAAAAAUUCACUCGGUCAUCCAACCUACAGAGUCAUCAGCGAGUUCACACCAGGGAGAAGCCUUUCACCUGCUCAGACUGUGGGAAGAGAUUCACUCAUUCAUCCACCCUACAGAGACACCAGCGAGUUCACACUGGGAAGAAGCCGUUCACCUGCUCAGAAUGUGGGAAGAGAUUCACUGGAUCAUCCGACCUACAGAGUCACCAGCGAGUUCACACUGGAGAGAAGCCAUUCACCUGCUCAGAAUGUGGGAAAAGAUUUACUCGAUCAUCCACCCUGCAGAGUCACCAGCGAGUUCACACUGAGGAGAAGCCGUUCACCUGCUCAGAAUGUGGGAAAGGAUUCACUCAGUCAUCCCGACUACUAGAACACCAGUCACGAGUUCACACUGGGGAGCGGCCGUUCACCUGCUCAGUCUGUGGGAAGGGAUUCACUCAGUCAUCUACCCUACAGAGUCAUCAGCGAGUUCACACUGGGGAGAAGCCGUUCACCUGCUCAGUCUGUGGGAAGGGAUUCACUCAGUCAUCUACCCUACAGAGACACCAGCAAGUUCACACUAGGGAGAAGGGGUUCACCUGCUCAGACUGUGGGAAGAGAUUCACUCGGUCAUCUGACCUACUGGUACAUAUGUCAGUUCACACAGGUGAGAGGCCAUUCACCUGCUCAGUCUGUGAGAAGAGAUUCAGUCGGUCAUCCAACCUUCAGAAACACCAGCGAGUUCACACUGGGGAGAAGCCAUUCAGCUGCUCAGUUUGUGGGAAGAGAUUCACUCAGUCAUCCAACCUACAGAGUCAUCAGCGAAUUCACACCGGGGAGAAGCCGUUCACCUGCUCAGUCUGUGGGAAGAAAUUCACUCAGUUAUCCAACCUACUAAGUCAUCAGCGAGCUCACACUGGGGAGAACCCAUUCACCUGCCCAGACUGUGGGAAGGGAUUCACUCAGUCAUCCAACCGACAGGAUCAUCAGUGAGUUCACACUGCGGUGAAGCUGUUC